Heterocephalus glaber (naked mole-rat) is the source of this 888-nucleotide messenger RNA. Its product is annotated as transmembrane epididymal protein 1A. The record is from RefSeq and is a predicted model, not a curated record. NCBI's taxonomy places the organism in Eukaryota, Metazoa, Chordata, Mammalia, Rodentia, Bathyergidae.
AUGGGAACCCUUGCCGGACACUUGCUGCCAGCAAUAGGCUUUCUUCUCUUCUCACUCUACUACGCAGUGUUGCUGUCCCUGGCCCUACUACGGGGACACAAGGUCCUCAAACCCCCUCUGCCCCCAAAGGAGAAGCGAGGACACAGUCUGUGGCAGCGGGAACCACUGGAAGGAAUCGUGAAGGUGGUUUUCACCUUUACCGGCAUCUUAGGUGAGCUCUUCUACCCCCCGGGGGUAAACAGGACGAGGCUGGUAGAUUGGGAUGACCCUCAACGGCCGUUUUUGUUCAAGGAUAGCUGGCAGCACAUCACCAUGUACUCCUUUUUUAUGCUCAGUGGGGUGGUGGACAUUGUCAGCCAGCGGUGUCUGGCCCGGCAGAAUGUGAAGUUGGAGCAGGCAGCCCAGGCCCUGGCCUUCUACGUGGUGGUGCUACUGAUGGCUACCCACAUUGAGAACAGGAACACCUUAGAGAUCCGAGUGCAUGUCCUGUUCAUGGUGCCCACCUUCCUGCUAGCCCUGAUGCUCAACAUCGAGGUCUGGGUCCCAGACCAGCCCCCACUCUGGGUGCUCAAGACCUGGAUGGGGCUGGUGCUCAGCAGCUGGCUGCUGCAGCUGUGUGUGGUGUUGUACGCUCCUCCCUCCGGACAGCCCUGGCGGGCCGACAGCCCCACGGACAUGGCCUUUCUGACCACCUUCUUCUGCUGGCACCUGGGCUUAAUGGCUCUCCUGCUGGCUGCUAUCUAUGGCCUCUGCAGCCUGUGGGUUCGUCGCUACUCUUCCUGGAUGGCAUCUCCAGGGGUCAAGUACAAGAUGUGCCCCACCGAAGCCAGCAGGGAAGAGCUGGAGAGGCUCAGGCAAGAGGAUGAGCUGCAGGAUGGAGGUGUCUAG